AUGAGACCUCUACCAGAUCAAAGUGCAUUUGAAGAUAAAAGUGAAUUAGUAUCAAAGAAACAAAAGAAUGAAGAUGAAAAUAAUGAGAAUAGAUCACCAGAAACACCAAGAACACCAAAAGUUUGUCCAAAGACACCAACGAAAACUCCACUACGUACACCAACAAAGAAUCAAGCAGGUGUACAAUUUUUAACACAAAAGAAGAGAACCAAAUCUUGUAGUUCCCAUUUCGAAUAUAUCAAUCAAAUUGGAGAGGGAAGUUUUGCAAAAGUUUAUAAAGCACGUAGUUUUGUGGAUGGUCGUUUGUAUGCAGUCAAGAAAUCAAAGAAACCAAUUUGGGAAACCUCUGAAAGAAAUCAACACAUUCAAGAGAUUGAAAACGGCAUGAAACUAGGCCACCACAAUAAUAUAGCACAGGUGAUGUGUGCAUGGGAAGAGGGCGGACACAUUUUCAUACAAAUGGAGCUAUGCGAGCGUGGCAACCUAAAGGAUGCCCUGAAUUUAGCAGUUCAGGAGGAGGGUGGUCUUGGCAAGCUACCCGAAUACAUGAUUUGGCAAUACCUUUGCGAUAUCGCCAAUGGUCUAUCACAUGUGCAUGAAAAGGGUAUAAUGCAUUUAGAUAUCAAGCCUGAGAAUUUACUUUUUUCAAAUGAUGGAGUUUUAAAAAUUGGUGAUUUCGGCGUUUGCAGUACAACAACGGGUGGUGAUGAUUCUGAAGGUGACCAAAUCUAUAUGGCUCCUGAAUUAUUAAAUGAUAUUCAUACACCAUCUGCUGAUAUCUUUAGUUUAGGUAUAACACUUUAUGAAAUGGCAACCAAUUAUAACCUUCCUCAAAAAGGUCAAUGGUGGAGAAAUUUACGUGAAGGUAAGAUACCUUUUCCCGAAAAUGAUGAUUCAAUCUCUCAAGAUCUAAAAGAUUUAAUCAUUUUAAUGAUGAAUCCUGAUCAUACAAAAAGAAUUACAAUUCAAUCACUUUUAAAAUAUGAUAAAUUACAAUCUGUUAUAACUUUAAAACGUUCAACAUCUACAUUAUAUAGACUUCAAAGAAAAUUAUUCUAA
This is a messenger RNA of Dictyostelium discoideum AX4, 1059 nucleotides long. RefSeq lists its product as hypothetical. The transcript has 2 exons. Gene Ontology annotation, molecular function: protein serine/threonine kinase activity; protein serine kinase activity; ATP binding. Lineage: Eukaryota; Evosea; Eumycetozoa; Dictyosteliales; Dictyosteliaceae. Bases 1 to 1059 code for a protein of 352 amino acids. The record is from RefSeq and is a predicted model, not a curated record. Gene Ontology annotation, biological process: DNA replication checkpoint signaling.